This is a messenger RNA of Mytilinidion resinicola, 722 nucleotides long. RefSeq lists its product as uncharacterized. Gene Ontology annotation, molecular function: structural constituent of ribosome; RNA binding. Bases 1 to 639 code for a protein of 212 amino acids. Gene Ontology annotation, cellular component: cytosolic small ribosomal subunit. The transcript has 7 exons. Lineage: Eukaryota; Fungi; Ascomycota; Dothideomycetes; Mytilinidiales; Mytilinidiaceae. The record is from RefSeq and is a predicted model, not a curated record.
AUGGCGAAGGUGAGGCUGGUCAUUCGGUUAAAUUUUGCCAAGGCCGCACGGACCAUCGCACUUCUAUGGAUUCUCAAAUUCAGCUUCAACUCCGCAGCGACGACAUCACGACCGGAUCUCUCCAACAAUUCCUCAAGGACCGCCAAGAUGCUCAUCCCCAAGGCCGAUCGCAAGAAGAUCCACGAGUACCUCUUCCGUGAGGGCGUACUCGUCGCGCAGAAGAAUUUCUACCUGCCCAAGCAUGGCGAAAUCGACACAAAGAACCUCUUCGUGAUCAAGGCCAUGCAGUCGCUGAACUCGCGCGGCUACGUCAAGACCCAGUUCUCGUGGCAAUACUACUACUACACCCUCACUCCCGAGGGUCUCGAUUACCUCCGCGAAUGGCUCCACCUCCCCGCUGAGAUCGUGCCCCAGACGCACAUCAAGCAGCAACGCUCGCACGCUCCGCCGCGCGGCAUGAUGGGUGGUGACGAACGUCCCCGUCCCGGUGGACGUGGUGGCCCCCGUGGCGACCGUGAGGGUGGCUACAGACGUCGUGAUGCUGGCGAGGGCGGAAAGGAGGGAGGUGCGCCGGGAGAGUACAGGCCCGAUUUCCGUGGUGGCUUCGGCCGUGGCCGCGGUGGCCCCCCACCUUCGUAGUGGACUACUUCUCGCCUCCUAAUCACUCACACCUCAUAACAUUCUGCUUUUCAAAAUUCGGGAUUGGGUCGGACGGUAGCGUG